Molecule: messenger RNA, 462 nt
Organism: Quercus lobata
Lineage: Eukaryota; Viridiplantae; Streptophyta; Magnoliopsida; Fagales; Fagaceae
Product: serine/threonine-protein phosphatase 7 long form homolog
Exons: 1
Coding region: 1-462 (153 amino acids)
Biological process (GO): meristem maintenance; meristem development
Source: RefSeq, a predicted model, not a curated record
AUGGACCUUGACCAUGCAUUGAUCACGGCGUUGGUGGAGAGAUGGCGGCUGGAGACGCACUCAUUCCACUUGCCCUACGGUGAGAUGACAAUCACGCUACAAGACAUGAAAGUUAUAAUGGGGGUACCUGUAGAUGGCUUGCCGGUGGUGGGAUUUACUUGUAUGGACGAUUGGGGCGACCUCUGCACCGAAUUACUAGGGCAUAGGCCACCAAAUAGACAAGUCAAUGCUCGUAAGAACACUGCAGUGAUGGAAGGGUCGAGAGUAAAAGCCAAAUGGCUCGAGGAGUGGUUUAGCAACCCUUUCCCGACUGACACCAUUAAGGUGCUUAUGCAGCAGUAUGCUCGGUUUUACAUACUGGGGAUGUUGGGUGGUAUGUUGUUUACGGACAAGUCUGGCAAACGACUUUUAAUUAUGUAUCUACAAUUUUUCAAUCCAAUUAGCAAUGGGAAAGAAUUAUAG